This is a messenger RNA of Anneissia japonica, 652 nucleotides long. RefSeq names its product 60S ribosomal protein L5-like. Lineage: Eukaryota; Metazoa; Echinodermata; Crinoidea; Comatulida; Comatulidae. The transcript has 4 exons. Gene Ontology annotation, cellular component: cytosolic large ribosomal subunit; ribosome. Gene Ontology annotation, biological process: translation; ribosomal large subunit assembly. Gene Ontology annotation, molecular function: structural constituent of ribosome; 5S rRNA binding. Bases 13 to 474 code for a protein of 153 amino acids. The record is from RefSeq and is a predicted model, not a curated record.
AAUUGGUGUUUGAUGAUGAUUAAGCCAUGUAAAUGCUGGAAUUACCGGCUGAAAAACUUUGAUUAUAACGUGGCCUCUGAAAAACACUUGAAAUGUAACAGGAGUGACAACGUCAACAAGCGAUUCCCCGGGUAUGACCAGGAGACCAGCGAAUUCAAUGCAGAUGUCCACUGCAAACACAUCUUUGGUGGUCACGUUUCUGACUACAUGAAAAUGUUGGAGGAGGAAGAUGAAGAUGCAUACAAACGCCAGUUUUCACGGUUCAUCAAACUUGGCGUUACAGCUGAUUCGAUGGAAGAAAUGUACAAAAAGGCCCAUGCAAACAUCCGUGCCGACCCAGUACACAAAUCCACAAGCAAACCAUACGAUGGAAAGCCGAAACGAUGGAACCGGGCAAAAUUGUCAAAACAACAGCGCGUGGAUAGAGUGAAACAGAAGAAAGCAUCAUUUAAGCGAGCUCAUAAUUUGGAAUAACUCAACCUGCUAUCGCCAAAUAUAAAAUAUUAUUAAACAUCACUAGGAAAAAAAAAAAAAAAAAUGGGAACCGAGGUGUGGUUCAAAGGUAGCUGAACCGCCGCUCAAAAAAAGCUAUAAAUUAUCCAUUGAUAACAAGUCUUAUUAAAAAAAAAAAACUUGUACUAGUGAAACUGAA